This is a messenger RNA of Mustela lutreola (European mink), 10273 nucleotides long. RefSeq names its product mucin-2-like. The record is from RefSeq and is a predicted model, not a curated record. NCBI's taxonomy places the organism in Eukaryota, Metazoa, Chordata, Mammalia, Carnivora, Mustelidae. Bases 153 to 9863 code for a protein of 3236 amino acids. The transcript is spliced from 19 exons.
CCACAGGAACCACCACCACUCCGACUACCACCGCCAGUAGCACCACGGUAACCACCACCACAUCGGAAACCACCAGCACUCCGACUCCCACUGGAAGAACCACCACGACCACCGAAUCCACCACCUCCCCGACUACCACUGCCAGUAGCACCAUGGGAACCACCACCACCUCAGGAACCACCACCACUCCGACUCCCACUGCCAGUAGCACCACGGGAACCACCAUCACCUCUGGUAGCACCACCACUCCGACUCCCACUGCGAGUAGCACCACGGGAACCACCGCCACCACAGGAACCACCACCAAUCCGUCUCCCACCUCCAGUAGCACCACGGGAACCACAACCACCACAGGAACCACCAACACUCCGACUCCCACGGCGAGUAGCACCACGGGAACCACCACCUCCACCGGAAGCACCACCACUCUGACUCCCACUACCAGUAGCACUACAGAAACCACCACCACCACAGGAACCACCACCUCUCCGACUACCACCCCCAGUAGCACCACGGUAACAACUUCCACAUCAGGAACCACCACCACUCCGUCUCCCACUGCCAGUGGCACCACGGGAACCACCACCACCAGAGGAACCACAACCACUCCGUCUCCCACUGCCAGUAGCACCACAGAAACCACCAGCACCACCACCACAGGAACCACCACCACUCUGACUACCACCGCCAGUAGCACCACGGUAACCACCACCACAUCGGAAACCACCACCACUCCGACUCCCACUGGAAGCACCACCACGACCACCGAAACCACCACCUCUCCGACUACCACUGCCAGUAGCACCACGGGAACCACCACCACCUCAGCAACCACCACCACUCCGACUCCCACUGCCAGUAGCACCACGGGAACCACCACCACCUCUGGUAGCACCACCACUCCGACUCCCACUGCGAGUAGCACCACGGGAACCACCGCCACCACAGGAACCAACACGACUCCGUCUCCCACCUCCAGCAGCACCACGGGAACCACCGCCACCACAGGAACCAACACGACUCCGUCUCCCACCUCCAGUAGCACCACGGGAACCACCACCUCCACCGGAAGCACCACCGCUCUGACUCCCACUACCAGUAGCACCACAGAAACCUCCACCACCACGGGAACCAACACCUCUCCGAUUACCACCCCCACCACCACAGGAACCACCACCACCUCAGGAACCACCACCUCUCCGACUCCCACUGCCGGUAGCACCACGGGAACCACCACCACCUCAGGAACCACCACCUCUCUGACUCCCACUGCCAGUAGCACCUCGGGAAUCACCACCACCACAGGAACCACCACAACCACAGGAACCACCACCACUCCGACUCCCACUGCGAGUAGCACCACGGGAACCACCACCACCACGGGAACCACCACCACCACGGGAACCACCACCACCUCAGGAACCACCACCACUCCGACUCCCUCUGCCAGUGGCACCACGGGAACCACCACCACCACAGGAACCACCACCGCUCCGACUACCACUGCCAGUAGCACCACGUUUACCACCACCACAUCAGUAACCACCACCACUCCGACUCCCACUGCCAGUAGCACCACAGAAACCACCAGCACCCCCAUCACAGGAACCACCACCACUCCGACUACCACUGCCAGUAGCACCACAGAAACCACCACCACCACCGGAACCACCACCUCUCCGACUACCACUGCCAGAACCACCACGAACACCAGAAGCACCACCACUCCGACUACCACUGCCAGUAGCACCACAGAAACCACCAGCAUCACCACCACAGGAACCACCACCACUCUGACUCCCACUGCCAGUAGCACCACAGGAACCACCACCACUCCGACUACCACCGCCAGUAGCACCACGGGAACCACCGCCACCACAGGAACCACCACCAAUCCGUCUCCCACCUCCAGUAGCACCACGGGAACCACCACCACCACAGGAACCACCACCACUCCGACUCCCAUGGCGAGUAGCACCACGGGAACCACCACCUCCACCGGAAGCACCACCACUCCGACUCCCACUACCAGUAGCACCACAGAAACCACCACAACCACAGGAACCACCACCUCUCCGACUACCACCCCCAGUAGCACCACGGUAACAACUUCCACAUCAGGAACCACCACCACUCCGACUACCACUGUCAGUAGCACCACGGGAACCACCACCACCACAGGAACCACCACCACUCCGUCUCCCACUGCCAGUAGCACCAGCGCAACCACCAGCACCACCACCACUCCGACUACCACUGCCAGUAGCACCACGGUAACCACCACCACAUCAGAAACCACCACCACUCCGACUCCCACUGGAAGCACCACCACAACCACCGAAACCACCACCACUCCGACUACCACUGCCAGUAGCACCACGGGAAAGACCACAACCACCGAAACCACCACCACUCCGACUACCACUGCCAGUAGCACCACAGAAACCACCACCACCACCGGAACCACCACCUCUCCGACUACCACUGCCAGUAGCACCACGGUAACCACCACCACAUCAGGAACCACCACUACUCCGACUACCACUGCCAGUAGCACCAUGGUUACCACACCCACAUCAGGAACCACCACUACUCCGACUACCACUGCCAGUAGCACCAUGGUAACCACCACCACCACAGGAACAAACACCACUCCGACUCCCACUGCCAGUAGCACCACGGGAACCACCACCACAUCAGGAACCACCACCACUCCGACUACCACUGCCAGUAGCACCAUGGUAACCACCACCACCACAGGAACCACCACCUCUCCGACUACCACUGCCAGUAGCACCACGGUUACCACACCCACAUCGGGAACCACCGCUACUCCGACUACCACUGCCAGUAGCACCACGGUUACCACACCCACAUCGGGAACCACUGCUACUCCGACUACCACUGCCAGUAGCACCAUGGUAACCACCACCACCACAGGAACAAACAACACUCCGACUCCCACUGCCAUUAGCACCACGGGAACCACCACCACUCCGACACCCACUACCAGUAGCACCACAGAAACCACCAGCACCACCAUCACAGGAACCACCACAUCUCCGCCUCCGACAUCCAGUAGCACCACAGGAACCACCACGAACACUGGAAGCACCACCACUCCGACUACCACUGCCAGUAGCACCACAGAAACCACCAGCAUCACCACCACAGGAACCACCACCACUCUGACUCCCACUGCCAGUAGCACCACAGGAACCACCACCACUCCGACUACCACCGCCAGUAGCACCACGGGAACCACCGCCACCACAGGAACCACCACCAAUCCGUCUCCCACCUCCAGUAGCACCACGGGAACCACCACCACCACAGAAACCACCACCACUCCGACUCCCAUGGCGAGUAGCACCACGGGAACCACCACCUCCACCGGAAGCACCACCACUCCGACUCCCACUACCAGUAGCACCACAGAAACCACCACAACCACAGGAACCACCACCUCUCCGACUACCACCCCCAGUAGCACCACGGUAACAACUUCCACAUCAGGAACCACCACCACUCCGACUACCACUGUCAGUAGCACCACGGGAACCACCACCACCACAGGAACCACCACCACUCCGUCUCCCACUGCCAGUAGCACCAGCGCAACCACCAGCACCACCACCACUCCGACUACCACCGCCAGUAGCACCACGGUAACCACCACCACAUCAGAAACCACCACCACUCCGACUCCCACUGGAAGCACCACCACGACCACCGAAACGACCACCUCUCCGACUACCACUGCCAGUAGCACCAUGGUAACCACCACCACAUCAGGAACCACCACCACUCCGACUACCACUGCCAGUAGCACCACGGUUACCACACCCACAUCGGGAACCACCGCUACUCCGACUACCACUGCCAGUAGCACCACGGUUACCACACCCACAUCGGGAACCACCGCUACUCUGACUACCACCGCCAGUAGCACCACGGGAACCACCGCCACCACAGGAACCACCACCAAUCCGUCUCCCACCUCCAGUAGCACCAUGGGAACCACCACCACCACAGAAACCACCACCACUCCGACUCCCAUGACAACCACAGGAACCACCACCUCUCCGACUACCACCCCCAGUAGCACCACGGUAAGCACUUCCACAUCAGGAACCACCACCACUCCGACUACCACUGCCAGUAGCACCACGACCACUCUGACUCCCACUGCCAGUAGCACCAGCGCAACCACCAGCACCACCACCACUCUGACUUCCACCGCCAGUAGCACCACGGUAACCACCACCACAUCAGAAACCACCACCACUCCGACUCCCACUGGAAGCACCACCACGACCACCGAAACGACCACCUCCCCGACUACCACUGCCAGUAGCACCACGGGAACCACCACAACCACCGAAACCACCACCACUCCGACUACCACUGCCAGUAGCACCAUGGGAACGACCGCCACCACAGGAACCACCACAUCUCCGACUACCACUGCCUGUAGCACCACGGGAACCACCACAACCACCGAAACCACCACCACUCCGACUACCACUGCCAGUAGCACCAUGGGAACGACCACCACCACAGGAACCACCACAUCUCCGACUACCACUGCCAGUAGCACCACGGGAACCACCACAACCACCGAAACCACCACCACUCCGACUACCACUGCCAGUAGCACCACAGAAACCACCACCACCACAGGAACCACCACCUCUCCGACUACCACUGCCAGUAGCACCACGGUAACCACCGCCACAUCAGGAACCACCACCACUCCGACUACCACUGCCAGUAGCACCACAGGAACCACCACCUCCACCGGAAGCACCACCACUCCGACUCCCACUACCAGUAGCACCACAGAAGCCACCACCACCACAGGAACCACCACCUCUCCGACUACCACCCCCAGUAGCACCACGGUAAGCACUUCCACAUCAGGAACCACCACCACUCCGACUACCACUGCCAGUAGCACCAUGGUUACCACACCCACAUCAGGAACCACCACUACUCCGACUACCACUGCCAGUAGCACCAUGAUAACCACCACCACCACAGGAACAAACACCACUCCGACUCCCACGGCCAGUAGCACCACAGGAACCACCACCACCACGGGAACGACCACCACCACCAGAAGCACCACCACUCCAACUACCACUGCCAGUAGCACCACAGAAACCACAACCACCACAGGAACCACCACCUCUCUGACUACCACUGCCAGUAGCACCACGGUAAGUAGCACCACGGGAACCACCACCACCACAGGAACCACCACCACUCCGACUACCACCGCCAGUAGCACCACGGUAACCACCACCACAUCGGAAACCACCAGCACUCCGACUCCCACUGGAAGAACCACCACGACCACCGAAUCCACCACCUCCCCGACUACCACUGCCAGUAGCACCAUGGGAACCACCACCACCUCAGGAACCACCACCACUCCGACUCCCACUGCCAGUAGCACCACGGGAACCACCAUCACCUCUGGUAGCACCACCACUCCGACUCCCACUGCGAGUAGCACCACGGGAACCACCGCCACCACAGGAACCACCACCAAUCCGUCUCCCACCUCCAGUAGCACCACGGGAACCACAACCACCACAGGAACCACCAACACUCCGACUCCCACGGCGAGUAGCACCACGGGAACCACCACCUCCACCGGAAGCACCACCACUCUGACUCCCACUACCAGUAGCACUACAGAAACCACCACCACCACAGGAACCACCACCUCUCCGACUACCACCCCCAGUAGCACCACGGUAACAACUUCCACAUCAGGAACCACCACCACUCCGUCUCCCACUGCCAGUGGCACCACGGGAACCACCACCACCAGAGGAACCACAACCACUCCGUCUCCCACUGCCAGUAGCACCACAGAAACCACCAGCACCACCACCACAGGAACCACCACCACUCUGACUACCACCGCCAGUAGCACCACGGUAACCACCACCACAUCGGAAACCACCACCACUCCGACUCCCACUGGAAGCACCACCACGACCACCGAAACCACCACCUCUCCGACUACCACUGCCAGUAGCACCACGGGAACCACCACCACCUCAGCAACCACCACCACUCCGACUCCCACUGCCAGUAGCACCACGGGAACCACCACCACCUCUGGUAGCACCACCACUCCGACUCCCACUGCGAGUAGCACCACGGGAACCACCGCCACCACAGGAACCAACACGACUCCGUCUCCCACCUCCAGCAGCACCACGGGAACCACCGCCACCACAGGAACCAACACGACUCCGUCUCCCACCUCCAGUAGCACCACGGGAACCACCACCUCCACCGGAAGCACCACCGCUCUGACUCCCACUACCAGUAGCACCACAGAAACCUCCACCACCACGGGAACCAACACCUCUCCGAUUACCACCCCCACCACCACAGGAACCACCACCACCUCAGGAACCACCACCUCUCCGACUCCCACUGCCGGUAGCACCACGGGAACCACCACCACCUCAGGAACCACCACCUCUCUGACUCCCACUGCCAGUAGCACCUCGGGAAUCACCACCACCACAGGAACCACCACAACCACAGGAACCACCACCACUCCGACUCCCACUGCGAGUAGCACCACGGGAACCACCACCACCACGGGAACCACCACCACCACGGGAACCACCACCACCUCAGGAACCACCACCACUCCGACUCCCUCUGCCAGUGGCACCACGGGAACCACCACCACCACAGGAACCACCACCGCUCCGACUACCACUGCCAGUAGCACCACGUUUACCACCACCACAUCAGUAACCACCACCACUCCGACUCCCACUGCCAGUAGCACCACAGAAACCACCAGCACCCCCAUCACAGGAACCACCACCACUCCGACUCCCACUGCCAGUAGCACCACAGAAACCACCAGCACCACCACCACAGGAACCACCACCGGUUCGACUCCCACUGCCUGUAGCACCAUAGUAACUACCACCACCACAGGAACAAAAACCACUCCUACUACCACGGCCAGUAGCACCACGGUAAAAACCACCACAUCAGGAACCACCACCAUUCCGACUCCCACUGCCAGUAGCACCACAGAAACCACCAGCACCACAAUCACAGGAACCACCACCACUCCGCCUCCGACAGCCAGUAGCACCACGGGAACCACCACGACCACCAGAAGCCCCACAACUCCGACUCCCACUGCCAGUAGCACCACAGAAACCACCAGCACAACCUUCACAGGAACCACCACCGGUCCGACUCCCACUGCCAGUAGCACCACAGUAACUACCACCACCACAGGAACAAAAACCACUCUGACUACCACGGCCAGUAGCACCACGGUAAAAACCACCACAUCAGGAACCACCACCACUCCAACUCCCUCUGCCAGUAGAAACACCACCACUCCGACUCCCACUCCCAGUAGCACCACGACCACCUCCACUCCGACUCCCACUGUUAGUAGCACCACGGGAACCACCACCUCCACUGGAAGCACCACCACUCCAACUCCCACUGCCAGUAGCACAUCGGGAACCACCACCACCACGGGAACCACCACCACCACAGGAACCACCACCACUCUGACUCCCACUGCGAGUAGCACCACAGGAACCACCACCACAUCAGGAACCACCACCACUCCGACUCCCACUGCCAGUAGCACCACGGUUACCACCACCACAUCAGGAACCACCACCACUCCGACUCCCACUGCCAGUAGCACCACAGAAACCACCAGCACCACCACCACAGGAACCACCACCGGUCCGACUCCCACUGCCAGUAGCACCACAGUAACUACCACCACCACAGGAACAAAAACCACUCCGACUACCACGGCCAGUAGCACCACAGAAACCACCAGCACCACAAUCACAGGAACCACCACCACUCCACCUCCGACAGCCAGUAGCACCACGGGAUCCACCACGACCACCGGAAGCACCAUGGCUCCAACUCCCACCUCCAGUAGCACCACUGGAACCACCACAACCACAGGAACCACCUCCACUCCGACUCCCACUGCGAGUAGCACCACUGGAACCACCACCUCCACCGGAAGCACAACCACUCUGACUCCCAGUGCCAGUAGCACCACGGGAACCACCACGAUCACUGAAACCACCACCUCUCUGACUGCCACUGCCAGUAGCACCACGGGAGCCUCCACCACAUCAGGAACCACCACCACUCCGACUCCCACUGCCAGUAGCACCACCGGAACCACCACCUCCACCGGAAGCACAACCACUCCGACACCCACUGCCAGUAGCACCACAGAAACCACCACCACCACAGGAACCACCACCUCUCCGACUACCACUGCCAGUAGCACCACGGUAACCACCACCACAUCAGGAACCACCACCACUCCGACUACCACUUCCAGUAGCACCACGUUUACCACCACCACAUCAGGAACCACCACCACUCCGACUCCCACUGCCAGUAGCACCACAGAAACCACCAGCACCACCACCACAGGAACCACCACCGGUCCGACUCCCACUGCCAGUAGCACCACGGGAACCACCACCACCGUAGGAACCACCACCACUCCGACUCCCACUGCCAGUAGCAGCACGGGAACCACCGCCACCACAGAAACCACCACCACUACGACUCCCACUGCCAGUAGCACCACGGGUACCACCACCACCACAGGAACCACCACCACUCUGACUCCCACUGCCAGUAGCACCACAAGAACCACCACCACCACAGGGACCUGCUUAAAUGGAGGGACAUGGAACGGGCAGGCCUGUAUUUGCCCCAACGGCUUCCAAGGAGACCAGUGCCAGACCAAGGUCCCAAAGUGCUAUAAUGGCGGCUCGUGGGACGGAAUCAAGUGUGUGUGCACCAGCCUCUACCAGGGGCCGAAGUGCGAGGAGGUGGUCUCGAGCAUUGAGAUAAACUCUCCGCCGCAGACUGUCUCUGCCCAGAUGGAAAUGACCGUGACAGUGACAAGUAUGGAGUACUCCAAAGAUCUAGAAGACCGGGAUUCUGAAAAAUUCCAGAACUUCAGUGCGAUAUUCACAAAGGAGAUGGACAAAGUUUAUUCCGGAAUCCCUGAGUAUCAAGGGGUCAACAUCACAAAGCUGUCGGCCGGCAGUAUUGUGGUGGAACAUGAAGUCCUCCUGAAGACCAACUUCACCCCAGAAUACAAGGAAGUUUUCUCGAAGGUCACCGAGCAAGUGACGGAAAAAAUCCAGAAAGUAACCACGGAGCAAAUCAGCAGAAAUAAUAGCUGCUCAAGUAUACUGUGUUACAACAACACUGCCACCAAGGUGCAAAGUUUUAUAGUUGAUUACAACCCUGAAAAGGAAUGCCAGGAGAGGGCUGGGAAAGACUACGCCGCCUACUUCUUCCUGGCAUACAAGGAGGAGAAGCCGUACUGCAUCACCCGCUGCAUGCCCGGCUUCAACACCUCCCUGGACUGCAACUUCGGGAAGUGCCAGCUGGAGCGCAGCGGCCCUCGGUGCUUCUGCUUGACCACGGACACCCACUGGUACAGUGGGGAAACCUGUGAGUUCAGCACCCAGAAGAGCCUGGUGUACGGGCUCGUGGGGGCAGCCGGCGCCGUCCUGCUCCUCGUGCUGGGUGUUCUCUCCAUAUUCAUGUUCCGUUCCAAGAGGGAGCUGAGAAGGCAAAAGUCUAGAGUGUCUCAGUUGUACAUGUGGCAUGAAGAAGACGGACGGCCCACACCUGGAACCUUCCGAAACAUUGGCUUUGACAUCAAUGAAGAUCGAGACGACUCCGUGCACUUGGACUCCAUCUAUAGCAACUUCCAGCCCUCCCUGGACCACAUAGACUCGGAAACCCAGAUCAGAAUUCAGAGGCCUCAGGUGAUGAUGACGUCGAUUUAAGGCAGCUCCCACAUGGAGCUGUGGGGUGUGAGAGUGAGCAGAGCUCACUUUGGCCAAGCCUGGUGGAACUUUUCCCCAUUGAGAGCAUUCAUGGAACUGGAUGAAAAACAAAAGCCAUACCAAGGAGGAAGAGGGGAGAGUAUCGCGCUGGGAAACUCACAAACAGGAAACCAUGGAAACUCCGAUGGGCUUGUUAUGAUCUCAGGCGAGGCACCCCUCCUGCCCACCCCACUUCAGCACCAAGGACAGCGUCCAACCCACCCCUUACGUCAACGACAGCUCAAACACAGGACUCUACAUUAUACAGAAUGUCUUGUAGGAUUUAUUGUACUUCAUUUUCAUGGAAAAUGCUUUAAACCAUUCAGUUUCUUUGCAUAUAUAGGAUUAUAAGUAUUUUUAAAGUUCUAAUA